Clonostachys rhizophaga is the source of this 2391-nucleotide messenger RNA. The record is from the annotation of a GenBank genome assembly. NCBI's taxonomy places the organism in Eukaryota, Fungi, Ascomycota, Sordariomycetes, Hypocreales, Bionectriaceae.
AUGAAGGUCGCGGUUCAAUCACUGCUCGCGGCCUUGGCCGGCACUGCCGUUGCGCAGUUUGGUGGAUGGAAAGAAGGCCAGGUCAACACAUCCAUAUGCACAUGGGAACAACUCCGAGGUGCCUUGGUCCGCGAUAUCAUCUAUCUUGAUGGCGGCGACCUGAACUGGAUACCGGGCAUGAACGAUGGAAAAUUUGGAAAUGUUCUGAACGAUGGCAACUUGAGGGGACCAAUUCUCACUUUCAACCUCAGUCAGUCUUUUACUGCCGACACAAACGUAACGAAGAUUCUCACAGAUAACUACAUCUCCAAGGCGAGGGGCGGUACCGGCAAUGCUCUCGGUGCCGCGCCCAACUUCGUAGAUGGCGGUAUGCUGUACAAUGAUGCCGAGUUUUGGAUGUUUGGCGGCAACCUCUUCCAGAACAAGAGGUUGUACGACAACCCGGACGAGCACUGGGCUCUCGGCUUCCAGGCCUACCAGUACGGCCCGGACAAGUCGCUCUGGGGUCCCGGGUUCGUCGACGCUAAACUUGGCAACGUCAGUCGGUAUAUGACAUAUGGCGGCGCGGUCAGCGCGCCCUCCGAGAACCUGGCCUGGUACUUCCCGGGCAUGACUUCGCCCUCAGAGGGAGAACUCACUACCGUGAUAUACUCAAAUGGAUCUACCACGGCGCAGAACGUCUCUACCUCCAUGGUUACGCUGGAUAUGGCAACGCAGAGCAGCGAGAAGUGGGCCUACAAGACACUACCUACGAGUGUAAAGGGUCGCGCAAAUCCAGAGGUCGUCUGGGUGCCCGUCGGCGAGCAGGGUAUCCUCGUUGUUCUUGGUGGUGUUACCUACCCCGAAUGGGCCGGUGUAACAACUUCACGCAAGUCGGAGAACGAGACCGCGAGUAAAAGCGAAAGCCCCAAGUUCAUGCAGGAGAUCGAUGUCUACGAUAUCAAGAACGACAAGUGGUACAAGCAAUCGACCCAGAAUGGCCCUGGAGCCACCACAAGAGGAUGCGCUGUGGUUGCACCCGCUUCGGACUAUUCCAGCUACAACAUCUACUACUACGGAGGCUACGAUGGUAUCAACCCCAAGCAGCCGUAUUAUGACCAGGUCUGGGUCUUGUCCCUGCCCUCCUUCACUUGGACUAAAGUGAACGAGGGCACCGAUCUGCAUGCCAGAACCGGCCACAAGUGCUUCAAGCCGUAUCCUGACCAGAUGAUGGUCAUUGGAGGCAUCACCUCCCAGGCUGGCAACACCAUCAGCUGCUUAGAUGGAGGGCCAGUUGUCAUGUUCAACCUCACAAGCGCAUCAUGGAUGACCUCGUACGACCCUUCGGUGCAUGGCGAUUAUGGCGUCCCAGACAAGGUGGUCGAAGCCAUUGGAGGAAGUCCAACGGGCGGAGCGACCCUCACAUCUCCGUCUCCGUCGGGCUGGGCCAACAAUGACCUGGGCAAGGUCUUUGGUACCAAUUACGAUAAGAAGAAGAUCAAGACAUACUAUCCUUACGCAGCCGCCGCCACUCAGACGACACGACCGACCCUAAACCCCGACAGCGGCAACAGCAAGGGAGGAUCCGGUCUUCCGUCGUGGGUCGCCCCCGUGCUUGGCGUUGUCCUUGGUCUCAUUUUCCUCACCGGUGUCAUCGUCGUCUUCUGCCUCUACCGCAGACGCAAGCUCCUGAAGAGUGGCUCUUCCGAGAGCGGAACUGAGGAUGCCGGCAACAGAAUCAUCUCGUGGAUGAAGGGCCAGCAUGUCACUGAGAAGGCCGUGACAGUGACGACUUCCGACGACAUUCCGGUUUACAGCACCACAAAGAGCCCUGAGAUGGGAGAGCUGAGGAACAAUGGCCCCCUGCCCCCUCCUCCGCCAUCAGUCUCUGCCAGUGCCACUGUGCCAACUUCGUCGCCAGAGCCUACCCAGUUCUCCGAGAUGGGAGGAAACCCCAUUGCUGAACUAGGUGAUACAUCCCCGCCUGCCGAGCUUGGAGACAACCCCUUGUCUGCAGCCGCCGCCGCAAGAUCCAAUUCGCCGUCGGGCCCCUCCGAGUUGUACAGCUCAUCCCCAAGAUCUUCCGUCGCGGGGUAUGUCGAUGCUCACUCGCGUGCCGAGUCGCCCGAGUCGCCUGCCAUCCCCGUCUCCCCGGAGCAGUUUGGCGACAGGCAGGGCAUGAGAUCAAUCCCCGAAGAACUGGCCAGGUUCGGCCCAGUGGAGAAGGACGAUGACAGGCCGGCCGUUGGCAGGACAGAGUCUGAACAAACACAGCUGUCGCCCAUAUCUCCACCAACAGCCGGUGAUGUGGUCGGGCAGGACUAUAUUUCGGCUCGACCCACCGGCUCUCCGGGCCAGACCAGACCGAGCGUGUUCCGUGAGCACGAGGAGGAUAUGGGAGACAGGCGUUGA